Molecule: messenger RNA, 528 nt
Organism: Fusarium mangiferae
Lineage: Eukaryota; Fungi; Ascomycota; Sordariomycetes; Hypocreales; Nectriaceae
Exons: 5
Coding region: 1-528 (175 amino acids)
Source: RefSeq, a predicted model, not a curated record
AUGCCUAUUGCUGGGGGACCAAAGAAACCCGACCCCGGCGAGCCUUAUCUAACAGAAGACCGCGAUGUGAUCCCUAUGAUCAGGCAAGCUCUUGCAAGGGCUGACCAGGGUGAUCGCGAUAGGCUCCGUGACCUGGCUGCUGAAAUCGGAUCACGAUGGGGGAUCGAGGACGACGGCGACCGCCUGGCCCUCUUUGGCUGUGAGAUCCUCCGGCUCGUACGGCCGUAUCUCAAUAACCCUCAGAUCAGCAUAAGCUUCCUUGAUGAUGAGAUACAGAGCCUUCGGACUCUCAAGUGGGCUCUCAACAGAGGGCAGCUAUGGCGGAGGCAGAAGAUGUUCCUCGAGGCCCUUCGUCUGCUAGAUAAAGUAAGAUAUCAGGGAGCAGUCGAUGGAGGUGCUGCUCGCGUUGAAGAAGAUGGGCGAUGCGUGACUAUAGAGGAAGACCAGGCCAGGCCAGUCAUGGUCUUGGACCACGAGAGCGCGACUGCCGAAGACAGCAAGGUCAGUGGCAACUCGGAAGAGCGUUGA